Nomascus leucogenys (northern white-cheeked gibbon) is the source of this 2760-nucleotide messenger RNA. It is a transcript of the gene TESK2, whose product is annotated as testis associated actin remodelling kinase 2. Gene Ontology annotation, biological process: protein phosphorylation; actin cytoskeleton organization. Lineage: Eukaryota; Metazoa; Chordata; Mammalia; Primates; Hylobatidae. Gene Ontology annotation, molecular function: protein serine/threonine kinase activity; ATP binding. The record is from RefSeq and is a predicted model, not a curated record. Gene Ontology annotation, cellular component: cytoplasm; nucleus.
UGUCGAACCAGAAGAGAAGUAAAAUUCAACAAAAAUUUAUGUGUGGAGUUCCUUCUUAAAAGAAGAAAAAAGUGAUUAUUUAGACUAUGGAUCGGAGCAAACGGAAUUCAAUUGCAGGAUUUCCCCCACGUGUGGAGCGUCUUGAAGAGUUUGAAGGAGGUGGUGGAGGAGAUGGAAAUGUGAGCCAGGUGGGAAGAGUUUGGCCAUCUUCGUAUCGAGCUCUUAUAAGUGCCUUUUCCCGACUGACGCGUUUGGAUGAUUUCACCUGUGAAAAAAUAGGGUCUGGCUUCUUUUCUGAAGUGUUCAAGGUACGACACCGAGCUUCUGGUCAGGUGAUGGCUCUUAAGAUGAACACGUUGAGCAGUAACCGGGCAAACAUGCUGAAAGAAGUACAGCUCAUGAAUAGACUGUCCCAUCCCAACAUCCUUAGGUUCAUGGGUGUGUGUGUUCAUCAAGGACAAUUGCAUGCACUUACAGAGUAUAUCAACUCCGGGAACCUGGAACAGUUGCUAGACAGUAACCUGCAUUUGCCUUGGACUGUGAGGGUCAAACUGGCCUAUGACAUAGCGGUGGGCCUCAGCUACCUUCACUUCAAAGGCAUUUUUCAUCGGGACCUCACAUCUAAGAACUGCCUGAUAAAGAGGGAUGAGAAUGGUUACUCUGCAGUGGUAGCUGACUUUGGCCUGGCUGAGAAGAUCCCCGAUGUCAGCAUGGGGAGUGAGAAGCUGGCUGUGGUGGGUUCCCCAUUCUGGAUGGCACCUGAGGUUCUCCGAGAUGAGCCCUAUAAUGAAAAGGCAGAUGUGUUCUCUUAUGGUAUCAUCCUCUGCGAGAUCAUCGCCCGCAUCCAGGCCGACCCGGACUAUCUUCCCCGCACAGAGAAUUUCGGGCUGGACUAUGAUGCUUUCCAGCACAUGGUGGGAGACUGUCCCCCAGACUUUCUGCAGCUUACCUUCAACUGCUGUAAUAUGGACCCCAAACUGCGCCCAUCUUUUGUGGAGAUUGGGAAGACCCUGGAGGAAAUUCUGAGCCGCCUACAGGAAGAAGAGCAGGAGAGGGAUAGGAAGCUGCAGCCCACAGCCAGGGGACUCUUGGAGAAAGCACCUGGGGUGAAGCGACUAAGCUCACUGGAUGACAAGAUCCCCCACAAGUCACCAUGCCCAAGACGUACCAUCUGGCUGUCUCGAAGCCAGUCAGACAUCUUUUCCCGUAAGCCCCCACGUACAGUGAGCGUCUUGGACCCAUACUACCGGCCACGAGAUGGUGCUGCCCGCACCCCCAAAGUCAACCCUUUUAGUGCUCGCCAGGACCUCAAGGGGGGCAAGAUCAAGUUUUUUGACCUUCCCAGCAAGUCUGUCAUCUCUCUGGUAUUUGACCUGGAUGCACCAGGGCCCGGAACUAUGCCCCUGGCUGACUGGCAGGAGCCCCUGGCCCCACCUAUUCGCCGGUGGCGUUCCUUGCCUGGUUCGCCUGAGUUCUUGCAUCAAGAGGCCUGUCCAUUUGUGGGCCGGGAAGAAUCGCUAUCUGAUGGGCCCCCACCACGCCUAAGUAGUCUCAAGUACAGAGUUAAAGAGAUCCCACCAUUCCGGGCAUCUGCCCUACCAGCUGCUCAAGCCCAUGAGGCUAUGGACUGCUCCAGUCUCCAGGAAGAAAAUGGUUUUGGGUCCAGGCCCCAGGGGGCCAGUCCAUGCCCUGCGGGUGCUUCUGAGGAGAUGGAGGUAGAAGAAAGGCCAGCAGGCUCAACUCCAGCCACCUUCUCCACCUCGGGCAUAGGCCUGCAAACCCAGGGAAAGCAGGAUGGGUGAGGGGGGUUGGUCCCUGCCUCACCCUGGGGAUGGACCUUCAGCUGAAACCAUACGGCCCCCUAGGUGCACAGCCUUGAUUCUUCCCUGGAGCCUACAGAGCAGGCAGGCUAGGCCAAGCUAGGCUCAAAUUCUGGGCUCCCAGUGCCCACUGGCUGUGUAUGACAGGGGAGGCAGCAGUGAGAGGCCUUCCUAGUCAGGGCCAACAGCUGAUACCAAGCCUCUGAAAUCCGGCAAGGAGGUCUGCCUCCCACCAGACCCCCUCCAGUGUACUUCCCCAGAUAGGACCAGAGGAUGUCUAGUUCUAGGCUGAGCUGGCAGGCAGCUGUUACCCCGGUCCUUUCCCCACCCCAGGUCUGUCUCUUGCCCUUUCUUGGGGCAUAUAAGCUACUGAGUGGAACAUGGAGCUGACCAAGAGGCCAAAAUGGGCAUGGCUGUUUCCCAGACCUGAAUAUUGGGGUAUAUACUUCUUGCCAGUAUUCUAAGACACUUGAGUAAUUGCUGUUUGCACUUACUGCAUGGUCAGACCACGUCACUACAUUUCUAUGCAAGGGGACAGCAAGGCAGCGUGGUGGUCAUGGCUCUUAGCUAACCUAUUCAAAGACCUUUUCCCAUUGAUUAAUCUAUUUUCAUAUUUAUAAAGGAGUCUUAAUGUUCUGCCCCAUAAGACUUUCAACCUUGUGGUUGGGAGUGGGGCUGGUUUUGUAGGCCCUAGGGCCUGCUUCUAUGUAUUUGUCAACAUGUGAUACAUUCAGUUGGUUAAAUGGUUUAUACAUGGACUGAUUUUCUUCCCUUCCUGCCAUGGCUGGAGCUUUGGGAACAGUCUGUCCUUACAGAGCUGCAAUAAGAAAUAACCAAAGAUGAAGCUGGUCAAAUAUUUUCAUAACUUGCUUCUGUUGUUUUUUUGUAAAACUUUCCCAAGACAUUUUCAGACUUAAAAAUAAAGUCGGUGUUACAGGUG